UCUGCUUCCACCUCUUUCCGCAGCCGCGCGCGCCCGCUCUCUCUCGCCGCCGUGGGUUGCAUUGUAAGACGCGUCGCGUGUUUGGUCUUGGCACCCGCGGCCAUUCAACCAACACGCUCCGCCACCAUCACACACCCUUUCUCUCCGAGACUUUCACUUCGCUUGCUUUGCCCGCCAUGACAACUUUUCAUCAAGAUUCCAUUUUCCGUUACUUUCCUCCCGCUCCUUCUCUUGCCCAGACCACCUCUUCCGUUGCUCCACAUUCUUCGCACCUGCAUCACGUCAGCAUGUCUCCCCAGCCCCAAUCUCAAUCUAAGCUGCGCUCCAAUUCCAUCAACUCCAUCUCCACCGACGCCUCGCAUCAAGGCAGGCGUGCCAAGUCGUCGCGUCCCAAGCACAGCUGGGCCUACGUGCCCGUUGAUCCCGCCGAAGAGCAGGCCCCACCGUCCACGGCCACGCGCCUGGAGAAGGAGCUGCACAGCUCUUUCACCUCCAACUUUCUCUCCGGGCCCCGACGUCGCACAAGGCCGGCCGCAGACAACAAGUACUCCUACAACACGGCCAGCGACGUCACCUCGACUGCGCCCAGCAGUCACACCGAAGAAAGCGUCUACUCGUCCAAAUCCAGCAACACAGCCGUCUCGCCCGCUAGCUCUCCCGCUCCGCCCGCCGCAGCCGCCAGUCGCAAGCGCAAGGACUCGGUCGCCGCGUCAGGAGACCCCUCGGCUCACGUGCCCAAGAAGAUCAAGACCUCAUCGUCAUCGUCAUCAGCAGCAGCACCAGCCCCAGCAGAAUCAGUGCCAGCCCCAGCGGUUGUGUCACCACCGCCGCCUCCGCCAAAGCCGGCAGAGGAAAAGCCGCAGACGCGCUUCCCCGGACUCUUCCCCAACGGCCUGCCGCCGCUGUCCAACAAGGAAAACGCCGCACAGCCCAAGUCGCCCGGGCUAAUCUCCCCCCACGGCAGCCCCGGAAGCGGCGGCAAUUCGGCGCAGAAGCCAGCGCAGCACUUCGACACGAGCACCAAGGCUGCCAGCCUGACGUCAGUCGACGCGGCGCAUAAGCGCAAGAGAUCAACAUCCCCGUCGUCGCCGUCGACCAGCGCAAUGCCCAAGAAGAAAAAGACGUGGGCCAAAAAGGCGCAGCAACACCACCACAACCACCACCACCACUCACCACUGCAGCAGCACGUGACGGCGGCGUCAUCGUCGUCGUCAUCGUCGUCGUCGCGGAUGCGCUACCCGACGGACCAGCAGCUGUCGGAGCAGCUCGAAGAUAUUAUGCUGACGGGGCUGCGGGCGGGGCCCGCGGCGUACGAGAGCGUCGAGCAGUACCGGGCGGCAGUGGCGGCGGAGGCGGCGUGGCAGGAGGGAGAACGCGGGGUGGUGGAGCGGAUGCUGGGGAACCCGGAGGUGCGGGCGCGGCUGCUGCGGCUGCGCGAGCUGAACGAGGAGAUUGCGGCGGAGCGGCGGGGCGAGGCCGUCGGCGAGCUGAAGACGUCGAAGAAGAAGAAGAAGGGCAAGAAUCCGGCGAAUAAGGGUAUUGGCAGGGGGAACUGGAAAAGGAAGCCAAAGGUUUCGGAGCCCGUGGUUGAUGAGAGCGAUGAUGAUGGCGGGGUGGGCGAUGAGGAGGGCGUCGAUGGCGAGUGAUUUUGGGGGGAUGAACAGAGGGAGGGACGAAGAAAUGGGAAAAGAGGCUGCUGAAAGCGGAAGCGGAUGCAAUCAAUAUUGCAAGGGCAACGAGCCAUUAGCGGAGAGGAUGAAGUGCAC
Aplosporella prunicola CBS 121167 is the source of this 1766-nucleotide messenger RNA. RefSeq lists its product as uncharacterized. The transcript has 2 exons. The record is from RefSeq and is a predicted model, not a curated record. The coding region runs from base 177 to 1646 and encodes 489 amino acids. Lineage: Eukaryota; Fungi; Ascomycota; Dothideomycetes; Botryosphaeriales; Aplosporellaceae.